AUGGUCUACUAUUUCACAUCCAAUGUCGUCAGCCCGUCCGCCUUCCUGUAUGUCGGCAAGGACAAGUUCGAAAAUGAGGAUCUGAUCAACUUUGGAUUAGACAGCGAUGUCUGGGUCGGUUUCUUCCACGUUGAUAACCUCUCGAGUGCCCACGUCUACGUACGGCUCCGCGACGGAGAAACAUGGGAUAAUAUCCCACAACCCCUCCUCGAGGACUGCGCACAACUCACCAAGGCGAACUCCAUCGAGGGAAACAAAAAGGAUAACAUCACCAUCAUCUAUACGCCAUGGUUCAACCUCUACAAGGAUGGCUCGAUGGCCACCGGUCAAGUCUCCUUCCACAACCCUAAGCUGGUCCGCAAAAUCCUGGUCCGAGAACGCGAAAAUCCGAUUGUCAACCGACUCAACAAGACCCGUGUCGAGAAGUUCCCUGAUCUCCGAGCGGAGAAGGAGGACUUCAUGAAGAAGAAGCGAAACGACGAGCGGAAGACUCGAGACCAGCAGCGAGAGAAGGACAAGCUGGAAAAGAGAGAGCGUGAACAACUCAAGUGGCAGAAGGACCAUGCGUACGACGACAUGUUCAGCGCAGAAAACAUGGAGGCCAGCAACAAUCAGGACCGGGAUGAGGACUUCCUGGACGACUUUAUGUGA
Molecule: messenger RNA, 651 nt
Organism: Penicillium cinerascens
Lineage: Eukaryota; Fungi; Ascomycota; Eurotiomycetes; Eurotiales; Aspergillaceae
Exons: 5
Coding region: 1-651 (216 amino acids)
Source: RefSeq, a predicted model, not a curated record